AGAGAGAGAGAGAGAAAGAGGAGGGAGGAGGGAGGGGAGGUGCAUACAGAACCUAGAGAGGGAGCAGACAGAUAACACACAGGGAGAGUUGAGUCAGUCAGAGCAGAUCAUGGGGAGCUGAAGACCUUCUGCAGAAAUGUUGGGAGAGAGGUGAUGGUGAUCUCAGGGAGGGAAGUGUGAGCAUCCAGAGAGCAAAGAAGAGGGAGUGGGUUGAAGGGUGCGGUUGGUGGGAAGGCCCCAGAGCGACUGCUGCCCCCUUUGCUGCCUCUUGAAGAACCCUUGCCCCUGGGGCCCUCAGCCCUGAGGCAGGCAGCCUCCGGCCCUUCCAGGGAUGCCUGAGCUGUGUGAGAACCUCACCUACGUCCAGGGCAAUGGUGGUCCAGUGACCAGCACGCUGAUGUUUCUGGCUGGGGUGGUUGGCAACGGACUGGCCCUGGGCAUCCUGGCUGCCCACCGGCGGGUGCUGCGGGCUCGCUCCUCUGCCUUCACUGUGCUGGUUACGGGACUGGCGGGCACUGACCUGCUGGGCACAUGCUUCCUGAGCCCUGCUGUCUUUGUGGCCUAUGCCCAGAACAGCUCUCUCCUGGGGCUGGCCCAGGGGCCGGGGCUGUGCCACUGCUUUGCCUUCGCCAUGACCUUCUUUGGCCUGGCAUCCACUCUCAUCCUCUGUGCCAUGGCGGUGGAGAGAUGCCUAGCCCUCAGCCACCCCUACCGCUAUGCGCAGCUCAAUGGACGUCGCUAUGCCAAGCUGGCCCUCCCUGCUAUCUACACCUUCUGUGCUCUGUUCUGCUCCUUGCCCUUUCUGGGGCUGGGCCGGCACCAACAGUACUGCCCGGGGAGCUGGUGCUUCAUCCAGAUGCGUUCCGAGGAGGCUGCUGUGCAGGCCUUUUCUCUGGCCUACGCCACCCUGGUGGGACUGCUUGUGGGGGCCAUCAUCCUAUGUAACGGCUCCGUCACCCUGAGCUUGUGCCGAAUGUACCGGGAGCAGCGACGGCGGAGAGGUUCCCUGGCACCCGGGCGAGCUGGGCCAGGGUCCAGGGAGGGCGAGGACGAAGUGGAUCACCUGAUUCUGCUGGCCCUCAUGACCGGUAUCCUGGCCAUCUGUUCGCUGCCUCUCACGAUUCGUGGCUUCAGGCAAGCCAUCAGACCUGACCCCAAGGACCUAGGAGACCUUAUUGCCUUCAGAUUCAGUGCCUUCAACCCCAUCCUGGAUCCCUGGGUCUUCAUCCUCUUCAGAAAGGCCGUCUUCCGAAGGCUCCGGCAUGUGUGCUGUUGUCUCCGCCGGGCCCCACCCAUGGGGCCACCAGCUGUUAAGGUCCACAAUUUCCCCUUUCCUGACACAACCCAGGGAUGAGACACCAGGCACCUGUCCUUGUUUGACCCCCCAGUCUCUGUUGGCCAUCUCAGCUCCUGCCAGGCUGGGGGGGGGCUCAGUGGGAUAUGGGUGGAAGGACAGAUUGUCAGUCCUUGCAGGUCCUCCUCCAAGCAAUCCCCCCAAGCCACCAAAAUCUCCAACUCUCCAUUUCGUCUGCGUGACUCUGGCCAAGUCCCUGUCCCAUUUUACGGUUUUCUCAUGAGUAAAACAAAGGGAUUACAAUAGUUUGCAAGGACCCUUCCUGCUUCCAAAGUGGAUGAAAUGCUCAGGGCCACAGGCGGCUGUCUGGGUGGGGCUCAGCCACCGGAGAGGGGCAGAGGGGACAGAUGCAUCUGCCGUCUUUAGUGUCAGCCCAGGAACCCUGACAUCUGGCUUGUCAGAGUCUCCCCAAUCCUCCCACCUCAGGCGUCACCCCAGCACUCCUCUAGGAUCGCCCCAUCAAGUAGCUGCCCCUAUAAAGUCCAGACAAGGGAAAAAGGAAAAAAAGUAUCUUGGAACCUAGAAAGAAUAGUGAUCUCAAAAUAACCAGGCUCUGCGCUCCCUUGGCCCGGCUCAGCCCAGCCCAGCCCAGCCCUUCGUCUCCCAUCUAUAUCACUGUCUAAAUAUUUGGAAAGCA
Molecule: messenger RNA, 1991 nt
Organism: Dromiciops gliroides (monito del monte)
Lineage: Eukaryota; Metazoa; Chordata; Mammalia; Microbiotheria; Microbiotheriidae
Gene: PTGIR
Product: prostaglandin I2 receptor
Exons: 2
Coding region: 332-1354 (340 amino acids)
Biological process (GO): positive regulation of cytosolic calcium ion concentration; inflammatory response; adenylate cyclase-activating G protein-coupled receptor signaling pathway
Cellular component (GO): plasma membrane
Molecular function (GO): prostacyclin receptor activity
Source: RefSeq, a predicted model, not a curated record